AUGGCCGAGGCACUCGGCAUCGCCAGCGGUGUCGCUGGCAUCGUUUCUCUUGGCAUUAGUAUUUGUAGUGGCCUUGACACGUUUUUCAGUGCCAUCAAAGACCGAGAUGAUGAUCUAAGACGCGCUACGGAGCUCUUGGGCCUCCUUCGCAGAUACAUCGAGCUCAUUCGGCCGAGUGCUUCGACACUCAGCAGCCGCCAUGCCCAAGCUACCGACCUCGUUGUCCUAGCACUAGGAUCCUGCGAGUGUGAGCUUCGAGCUCUAAAGGAACUCGUCGACAAUCUGACCAAGGUCGAUGGCGCUUCGGAUGUGUCACGCAAGCAUGUUGGUGUGGGUGUCGGUGACGAUAUUGAGGCGUUUAGAAGCGCCGUUCAGGAUAACCACUUGGUUACGACGGCCUUCUUAACGAGACUUGAAUCCAAAGUUGAGAGAAUCGAAGGGUCUGCUCAACAGACAGACGCAAGGCUCACGGCGAUUUCGAGUGGAGUUGAGGAACAAAAGACGCUGGCAUCCAGCAGCCAGACACUGAUCAAAGAUACCAGCCUCAUGGUCUCAGGAAAACUAGGUGCAAUCGCAGAAGGUCUUCGGCUUGGUCCGCAAUCCCAGACCGUUGGCACGGCACAACAAAAGGACAUUCCACGGUACUUGAGAAAUUCCAUGAUCGAAAGAAAAUGCAUUCAAGAAACCGCCAUGGCAAUCUGUCUCUGCCAGAGACAGAAAGGCGUAAAAGGACGACAGCCACUGACGACGUACAGAUUUUGGGGAGGUCUGGCCAUUUCGUACCAGGCAAUGUCCAAGGGAGAUCAUCAGCCCGGGUGCUGUUUUUACAAGAGAUCUACAAAGACCACCAUCACUUACACUGGCUUGCGGUUCCUCCUCUCCAAGGUUCUUAGCUUUUCUCUGCAGAGGGAUUACCAAUGCGGAGGCUCUUUAACAACACACUCGCUGCGAACAUACAAUGUCAUGGAAACGAGUCAAGCCUUCGACGUCUUCGACGACUACAGAAAUGACCGCCGUGGAGAUGACCUAACAACACUCAUCCAGGAAGAUAUCAAGAAACUACAAAUCGCUUACACUUCUGGGAAGGCGUCGCCCUUGGAUGUUGACACCUUUGGUCGUAAUGUCGCCCACAUGUGCAUUAAGAGUUAUAACCAUUGGCUGGCAGUGAAAGGAGCCGAAAAGUGGGAUGACGUCCUUGAGAGCCUCAAGAUGAUGCUGCUGUUCCUGCAACAGGUGGGCGUCAAUGUCUAUGCAGGUACCAACAAGGAGAGCUCAAUGAUCGGAUUCGUAUUAAGAAAGUCUGUUUACAGCUUUCUGGGUCCAGUCUACGAUUUUCUUGCGAACUGCGAGUCGCAGUUUGAUCCUGAACAAGACCCUGAGCGCCCCUGGAAUCUGAAGUUUGCAUUCCAGCACGUAUUUAUAGACGUACUAAAAGAGCGCCCUGACAUUAUGGAAGGGCUGGGAUACAGAAACAUUUUUCUUGCUGUGGCAAAACGAGAUGAAACAAAGAUCAAGGAGCUUAUCGAAAAUAUCAAGUUUGUCGAGUUUGUGCGCGAGACAGACUUUUUUGGACAAAACAUCUUGCAUUUUUGCUUGAACUGGGAGACUGGUCUCCGGCUCUUGCUUGAGAAGGAGGCCACACAUCACCUAGUGAACCAGCCUGAUGCAGAAGGAUAUACGCCAUUGAAGAAUGCGCUGGAACUGAGCCAGCACGCAUGCCAUAAGCCGCCCCGCAGACUGAACCUGUGCUCUGGCUGCGGCUGCUCAGCUACCGUCAGGCUGCUUCUCGAGACAGACUGCCCUAUGGGGCUCGAUUUGAUUGGCGACCCGUCAGGAUUGAGAGCUUCACCGAAAGCCAAGAUAGCUCUGCUAGAGCACCUUGCGCAGAGGCGAGAGCGGCUACAAAAACUGGCAUUGCACCACCUCCCCGAAUCAGAGCUGCGAGAUCUUGGAGUCUCUCUAAACGAACUGCCUGACAUGACGGCCCCUGCGAUAUGGGAUAGGCUGCAGUCACUUCAUCAAAGCGGUGUCGUAAAGAUACUCCACAAUGGCCUGGAUCCUUUGAUGAAAAGCGAGCUUUCGGACCAUGUUCAGCAAGGAAUCUUCCAUCUCCUGGACGACCCUGAAGAUGCCGAGGUGGCGUUCAAUCUCGGAUUCAAGGGCAUAGAUACGCCCGAUGGAGACGGGGUAUCACCAAUCUUAAGUGCAGCGCGCUGCUGCGCAAAGUGGGUUCGAUGCGGAUUCUACAAAAGCAGACGCACCGCACAGUCUCGACUUCCCUGCCCCUGCACUACAGAGGAGUUGUCACUGCCGCUGCACUACCUUGUUGUUGCGUUGCUGGGUGAUGUGGAGGUCAUGGUCACAUACUUCAAAUAUGCUGAUGGAAUCGCCAAGGUUGUAUACCUUAUCGAUCUACUCUCCCGCAUAACCAGUGACCUGGAUCUGGCUUACCUGGUUAAAUCGAUCAUCCAUGCUCUAACCCUAACAGCCCUACGCAUCAGGCACCUGUCAGCGUGUCACAGAUCUGUGUAUGCCACCGAAGACACAGUCCAACGCACAAAGGAGGUAGAGGAAUGGGAUGAUAUGCUUGACGAGGAUCGAGCCUUAAUCGAAAGGCUAGGAGAGUUGACGGAAGAGUUUGAGCAAGAAUUCUCAAACCAGAAUGUGUCUAUUGCAGACUUCUUGUGGCUUCAUUGGCUCCCCAGGAUCCGGCAGGUUCGCAGGGAGCGUAAAGCACUCGAUGACAGUAAUAGGCAAGAACUUCGCGAACUUGGCGUGGUUCUGGAUGAGGAGAUUGGACAGGAGGUGUAUUACGACUCGGCCGAGGACACGAACAUAUGA
Fusarium falciforme is the source of this 2841-nucleotide messenger RNA. RefSeq lists its product as hypothetical. NCBI's taxonomy places the organism in Eukaryota, Fungi, Ascomycota, Sordariomycetes, Hypocreales, Nectriaceae. Bases 1 to 2841 code for a protein of 946 amino acids. The transcript has 8 exons. The record is from RefSeq and is a predicted model, not a curated record.